Messenger RNA from Geosmithia morbida, 1593 nucleotides. RefSeq names its product Sugar (and other) transporter. The transcript is spliced from 4 exons. Gene Ontology annotation, molecular function: carbohydrate:proton symporter activity. The coding region runs from base 1 to 1593 and encodes 530 amino acids. Gene Ontology annotation, cellular component: membrane. Gene Ontology annotation, biological process: carbohydrate transport; transmembrane transport. The record is from RefSeq and is a predicted model, not a curated record. NCBI's taxonomy places the organism in Eukaryota, Fungi, Ascomycota, Sordariomycetes, Hypocreales, Bionectriaceae.
AUGUCAGAGAAGCCGAGCGACGUGCACAUUGAAAAGCUCAGAGGCGACGACAAGACCCAGCUAGCCUACCUAUCUGAUCGGGAGGACCACGACACGGGCAUCGCCGCCUCUUUUGUCAGGUACCCCUGGGCAUGCGCGUGGUGCUUCUACGCGACGUGGUGCGUCACUCUCCUCAGCUUUGACGUGCAGGCGUCGGGGAGCGUCGUGGGCAUCCCCCGGUUCCGACGGGACUUUGGGUACGAGUACCAGGGGAGCUAUGUGCUCCCUGCCGCGUGGCAGUCGGCCUUCGGCGGAGGACCCAUCGCUACUGCCGUUGUGGCUUCGCUCGUAUCAGCCCAGCUCGCCGACAUGAUCGGUAGGAAGAAGGUGCUGAUAGGGAGUCUGGUGAUUUCGUUCGUCGCCGUUGCCAUCGAGUUUAUCGCUACGACGAAUGCUGUGUUUUUUGUGGGCAAGCUACUCAACGGCUUCAUGGUGGGAACUGUCGGAACCAUUAUGAUUUCCUACAUUGGUGAGAUCUCUCCCCUCUCUCUACGUGGAAUAUUUACCUGCGGUGUGGGGGUGUCGUACGGCGUCGGACCGCUGGUGGCAUUCAUCGUCAUCAACUACACGGGGGAGAUGGACUCGCGGUGGGCGUAUCGCACGGUGUUUUGCACACAGUUUGGGUUUGCGGGCGUUGCCGCCAUCUUUUGCCCGUUUAUGCCCGAAUCACCCUGGUGGCUGAUGUCCAAGGGACGCACGGACAGUGCCCUCAGGGCACUGCACAGACUAGGCCACACGGGCGAGCAGGGUAACCGGAAGCUGGCCCAGAUCGAGCUGACGCUGAGGGAGGUGGCCAGAGAGACGGAGGGGGCCACGUACCUCGAAUGCGUGCGCAGGUCCAACCUCCGGCGCACCAUUGUCAGCGUGAUGCCCAUGUGCAUCCAGUCGCUGUCGGGCAUCGUCUUUGUGGCCGGCUACUUCACGUACUACCUCCAGCUGGCGGGCUACUCGACGUCGACGAGCUACCGCAUCCAGAUUGCGCAGCCCGUGCUGUCCAUCGUGGGCAACCUAACGGCCGCCGCUGUGAUUGACCGCGUGGGGCGGCGCAACCUGACCUUUUACGGGCUCGCGGUCCUCACGGCUCUGCUGCUCGUCACCGGCGGCCUGGGCACGGACACAACCUCGCGGCCCGUUGUCAAGGGCACCGUCGCCUUCAUCCUCAUCUACAGCUGGUGGUACAAUGUGUCGAUCGGGUCGUCGGCCUUCCCGCUCCUGUGCGAGGUGUCGACGGCGAGGCUGCGCGUCAAGACCAUCGCCAUCGGCUACGCGCUACAAAACGCCAUCAACGUCAUGUGGCAGUUCGUCAUCCCCUACAUGUUCAACCCGGACCGGGCCAACCUGGGGGCGAAGAUUGCCUUCAUCUUUGGUGGGCUGUGCUUCUUCUGCCUCGUAUACCUGUGGCUGUACCAGCCCGAGACGUCCGGCCGCUCGUACCAGGAGCUUGAUGAGAUGUUCAUCAAGGGCGUGCCGGCCAGGGAGUUCAAGACGUAUAGAACUGAAGUGCAGGAGAAGGAUGAGGCAGCCGCGGCUGUUGACGGACUCAAGAGUGUGUAG